Molecule: messenger RNA, 2610 nt
Organism: Fonsecaea erecta
Lineage: Eukaryota; Fungi; Ascomycota; Eurotiomycetes; Chaetothyriales; Herpotrichiellaceae
Exons: 3
Coding region: 1-2610 (869 amino acids)
Biological process (GO): mRNA 3'-end processing by stem-loop binding and cleavage
Cellular component (GO): mRNA cleavage and polyadenylation specificity factor complex
Molecular function (GO): RNA endonuclease activity; 5'-3' exonuclease activity; RNA binding
Source: RefSeq, a predicted model, not a curated record
AUGGCUACAAAAAGAAAGGCAGCAGCCAUGACGGCUGUGGAAGAUGAUGAACCCGUCGACCCUUCAGACGAACUUGUGUUUAUUGGGUUGGGUGGAUGUCAAGAAGUUGGCCGAUCGUGCCAUAUCCUACAAUACAAGGGCAAGACUGUCAUGCUCGACGCUGGCAUGCAUACAGGCAGAGAAGGGAUGUCAGCUAUGCCCUAUUUUGACGAUUUUGACCUGAGCACCGUGGACAUCCUAUUGAUUAGCCAUUUCCAUCUGGACCAUGCCGCCGCACUGCCUUACGUGCUGGCCAAAACUGACUUCAAAGGGCGAGUCUUCAUGACACAUCCCACCAAGGCCAUCUACAAAUGGCUCAUCCAGGACUCUGUUCGAGUGAGCAACACCACGUCCACUUCCGACCAGAGAACCUCGCUCUACACCGAGGCUGAUCACAUUUCCACUCUGCCUCAAAUCGAGACGAUUGACUUCUACACAACGCAUACGGUUUCGGGUGUCCGCAUAACACCUUAUCCUGCCGGCCACGUCCUUGGAGCUGCCAUGUUUUUGAUCAACAUCGCUGGGCUCAACAUUUUCUUCACCGGGGACUACUCUCGAGAGCAGGAUCGACAUCUCGUGGCCGCCGAGGUCCCGAAUGCUGCGAGCGUGGGCAAGAUCGAUGUCCUCAUCACCGAAUCCACAUUUGGCAUCUCAAACGCACCUCCUCGCGCAGAACGAGAAACUGCUCUGCUCAAGGCGGUUUCCAAUAUCUUGGGCCGUGGUGGCAAAGUUUUGAUGCCCGUGUUUGCUCUCGGUCGAGCACAAGAGCUAUUGCUCAUUCUCGAGGACUACUGGCAACGGCACCCGGAGCUCCAGAAGUUCCCUAUUUAUUAUACUGGCAAUACGGCACGGAAAUGCAUGGUUGUAUACCAGACAUAUAUUAAUGCGAUGAACGACAACAUCAAACGAAUCUUUCGAGAGAGAAUGGCCGAGGCCGAAGCCGCCGGCAACGCCAAAGGUGUCAGUGCAGGCCCCUGGGACUUUCGCUUUGUGCGAAGCCUGCGAAAUCUUGACCGAUUUGACGACGUGGGAGGAUGUGUCAUGCUGGCUUCGCCUGGCAUGAUGCAGUCAGGCAUGUCCCGCAUCUUACUCGAGAGAUGGGCUCCGGAUCAACGCAACGGAGUCAUAAUGACUGGUUAUAACAUCGAAGGAACCAUGGGUCGGACCAUCCUGUCGGAGCCAGAUAUGAUCCCGGCCAUCAUGAGCGGUGGAAACACCGGUCUCGGACACGGUCUGGGUCGCAGAAACAAAGACGAUGAUGCCGCGGUGAUGAUCCCUCGACGGUGUUCGGUUGAGGAAUACCAGUUCGCAGCUCACGUUACAGGGGUUGAGAACGUAGAUUUCAUUGAGCAAGUCGCUGCACCCCACGUUAUUCUCGUCCACGGAGAACGUUCUCAGGCCGCACGACUGAGAUCAAGACUGCUGGAUCUGAAUUCCCGCCGGUUGACGAGCAAUCCAAACGCCCAUCAGACCAAGGUGUACAGCCCGGAAAACGGCGCGGAAAUCAAGAUCCCCUUCAGGAAGGACAAGGUUGCUAAGGUUGUAGGGAAGCUGGCUCAGAUACCCCCUCCUUCAUCCGCCGAAGCUGAUGAGACGAGAGUGAUCAGUGGCGUACUAGUACAGAAUGGAUUCAAGCUCAGCUUGAUGGCGCCCGAGGAUCUCCGUGAAUACGCUGGCCUCACGACAACGACCAUUUUGUGCCGACAACAUAUCACCCUUGCCGCAGCCGGCAUCGAGCUUAUUAAAUGGGCCCUCGAAGGCACUUUUGGUAGCAUUGAAGAGGUCGGUCACGUCAAAUCCGAACCUAACGGACAUGGGCAUUUGGUCAAGGUCGAGAUCGACUCGAGGAAUGGGGAAAACGGAAUCAAGGCCGAAGAAGAAGCUGACGAGGAAAUUGUCACGGAGCCACCGCGGACGUUCCUCAUCAUGGGAUGCAUCACUCUCAAGUGGUCGGGACGAGAGAAGCAGAUCGAACUCGAAUGGGAGGGUAACACCAUGAACGACGGCAUCGCCGACGCAGUCAUGGCCGUGCUGAUGACGGUGGAGAGCAGUCCGGCAGCCGUCAAAUACUCGUCGAGCAAGGCAGCUCACUCACACCACAGCCACGGGCACAACCAGGGAGUCCAGAGGCUGACCAACGAGCUGACCAAGGUCUCUCCACAAGACCGGUUCUCGAGAUUGUGCAUGUUUCUCGAAGAACAAUUCGGUGAUAACAUCACGCCCAUAGACAAACCGCGCACCGUCGCCCCUGCAGACCGCAAAGCCCUGGUCUCUGGGGCUGAAGGCGUGAAGAAGGAGGAGAACAACGACGAAGAGCCGGAUGAAUCCGACGAGGAAGCGGACCUGGAACGUGCUGAGGCGGCCGAGCGCGCCAGGCUGGCGGCUGUCGGGAUCCCCGUCCCAGGGCUGGAAAUUCGGUUCGACAAACAUGUGGCAAGGCUAUGGCUGGAGAAUCUAGACGUGGAAUGCGCUAAUACCGUCCUACGAGAUCGCAUCAACGCCAUCGUGGAGAGGGCGGUGGAAACCAUUGCGCCUCUUUGGGCGGUGCAUGACCAGCGAUCCACAGCCUGA